CCACCCACUGGUGCCCACGCCUUCUUCGCGCCGCCGCCUCUGCAUGGCACAAACUUUCCUCCCGGGACGGAACACACUGUCUCAGGGAGCCCGUACCCGCGCCUUCUCCCCGGCGAGUCCGGAACGCUGCUGAGAUGGGUUGCGGAUUAAACAAGUUAGAGAAACGCGAUGACAAACGGCCUGGAAAUAUCUAUUCAACUUUGAAGAGGCCUCAGGUGGAAACCAAGAUAGAUGUGUCCUAUGAAUACCGCUUCCUGGAGUUCACAACCCUGAGUGCCGCCGAGCUCCCGCGGUCCUCAGCAGUGAGGCUGGCCUCCCUGCGAGACCUGCCCGCCCAGCUCCUGGAGCUGUACCAGCAGGGCUUCUUGCUGGUGGCCCUGCAUCCUUUCGUGCAACCAACCCACAAGCAGGAGAAGACACCCCUGGAGCACAUCUUCAGGGCCAUCCUGAUCAAGAAAACCGACAGAUCUCAGAAAUCUGAUCUGCACAAUGAAGGCUACGUCUUGGAAUUAGAUUGCUGUUCCUCCUUAGUUCACCUGACAGACCAAAAAAUCAUCCCAGAGUUCGUUGAAAAGGUCCAGGAGGCUGCCAGUCGGGGCCUGAAAUUCGUGAGUGUCAUCCCUCAGUACCGCUGCCCUGUGAACUCAGCAGGCAGCAGCCUCCCGGUGGGGGGUGGGGACAAGAAGAACCCAGGUGCUCCAGCAGGGGCGGAUGGAAGCCCAGAGCCCAACCAGGGCCCAGGAGGGGAGACACCCAUCACCGCCAAACAGCCCAGCUUGCCUUUGGAGGAGGGGGACGAUGCCGACUUUUCCAAGACUCUGGAUGGACCGGAUGGGGACCUGUCCGAAGUGCCUGGGGAACCGCUCUCGGGAAAAAUGGAGAUCUUCGCCCUUUUCAACAGACCGAAGAGCCAUCAGGAGUGCCGGCAGUACUAUACGGUCACCAUUCCUCUCCGGGUCUCCACGAACGGCCAGGCAGUGAGCGGUUUGGAUGCCAACUGGCUGGAGCACAUGAGCGACCACUUCCGGAAAGGAGGCGUGCUGGUGAAUGCCAUCUUCUACCUUGGCCUGGUCAAUGAUUCCUUACACAGCUUGACAGAUGGAGUAUUCAUCUUUGAAGCCGUUUCCACAGAAGAUAGCAAAACCAUGCCGGGCUAUGAUGCUAUUGUUGUCGAACAAUGGACGGUCCUGGAAGGCGUCGAGGUGCAGACAGACUACGUGCCCCUGCUGAACUCGCUUGCAGCCUACGGCUGGCAGCUCACCUGUGUGCUGCCAACACCUGUCGUCAAGACUAACAGGGAGGGAAACGUCUCCACCAAGCAGAUCGUCUUCCUUCAGAGACCGUGUCUACCUCAGAAACUCAAGAAGAAGGAAUCCAAGUUUCAGUGGCGAUUCUCCCGCGAAGACAUGCACAGCAGGCAGAUGAGGAAAUCCAAGGGUAAACUCAGUGCCAGAGGCAAGCGACAAGCCGAAGAAAACGACCGGAGUCUGGAAGACCAGUUUUCCAAGGCCGGGGACGUGGGAAACUGCGUGCUGAACCAGCAGCUGGAGGACGGAGCCUCAGAGGAGGCGAAGGGCCCCAUCCAGGAGGUCACCAGAGAGCCGCUGUGUCCCGAUGGCCAGCUCUGUGUGGAGGGCGGGGCCGUGCAGAACGGUCCUGCCGGCCACUGUGGGGCCUUGGCCGGGGGCUGUGAGGGGCCCUCAAGUCCUGGAGAGGAUGCUGGGGAGGGAGGUACUGAGGCAGUGGCUGCAGAGACAGCAGACUACUGAGUCCCAGCCGUUGGCGCUGCAGCCAGACCAGUCGGUCACCCGAGGCACUGCCGGCAGCCCGGUCGGGCUGCUUGGCCCUGGUGCCCUGUGUUCCCUUUGGCUUGGCUUGACCUCACUUGUGAGCUCGCCCAGGCCCUGCAGGGCUGGCUUCCUGACUGUUGGCUCCUGCACAUCCAUUUGAAAUGUGUCAUACUGCCCCCCUGUUAGAAUGCAAGAGGUCAGGUUACUUCUUCUCAACCUCAGGGCGGAAGGCCCAGCCCUGGCUCCACACUCCUCAGUGGGAGGGUCUGGACCGUCCAGUGCCUGUGUCCGCCCCCCAGGGCCUCCAGGGAGCAUGCGGUCAAGUCCAUGGACCUCCCUAGCAACAAACCGGGGCUGUGUGGGGUUCACUCCCACAGGCUGCCGGGGCAGUGUCCACCCUCUGCUGUUCCCUGUCAGCUGCUCUUCACCUAAAGCCCAGGACCCUGCUGCUGUGGCAAAGAAAAGGACCUUAGGGGAGGGCAGGUGCCCACCUCCUGGCUUUUCUCUAGCAUCCCAUAGACACUGGUAAUCUAGAGAUGAAAAGGUAACUCUGUUCGUGCACCUGCUUUUGCAGAAUGUCCAAGGAAGUAUCCUGUGUUAGUGUUAAUGCCAAAAUUUUUUUAAAGGUUUUGUAUCCAGCACAUCGUGUGAACUCGCGUUCUUUCUGUCAUUUCGGGGCAGCCCGGCGGGUUGGGUGCCCUUGUCGUGUGCUAUUUUAAUCCGUGCGUCAUUGGCCAAGUUGCUUCCCAUGUAUGCUAUCACGUGUUUAUAUUGUCCAGAAGGUAUCGUUAAGGCUUUACGUAGAUGCAACUGGUGUCUUCACCAAAACAACAGCCUGUCUCUUUCUUGUUUAGUUACUUAAAGCAAUAAAUCAUCCAUGAGUUAGA
Messenger RNA from Myotis lucifugus (little brown bat), 2677 nucleotides. RefSeq names its product raftlin, lipid raft linker 1 (gene RFTN1). NCBI's taxonomy places the organism in Eukaryota, Metazoa, Chordata, Mammalia, Chiroptera, Vespertilionidae. The record is from RefSeq and is a predicted model, not a curated record. The coding region runs from base 135 to 1769 and encodes 544 amino acids. The transcript is spliced from 10 exons.